UCAGUACGCUAUGCAGGUGUGUAAAAAUACACAUAUAGAUCAUUCUGGUAAAACUAACAGUACAGGAAAUAUUCAUUUAGUGCGGUCACAGAGCUGAGAGCAUCAAACACAAAUAGAGUUUAACCCGAGUGCUGGACUUUGUGCUGAAACUGAGAGAGAGAGGAGAGGAGAAUGGCUCUGAGCACUGAGCAAGCUCUGGCACUGCUACUGAUCUUAAACAGCGCUCACCUCACAGCAGCAGAUUGCUCUGCACCAGACCGUGAUGCUGUCUCUGGCUCAGCUGGGGGGAGAGCAGUGAUGCCCUGUUCUUACACCCCCACCCCUGGGCAGGAUGUAGCAGUCACAUGGUAUGCAUAUCAAUAUCAGGGAGAAUGUGUUCUAUUAAUCUACAAUUCAAAGACCCCCUCCGCACCCAUCCCUGCACAGUGGAGCGGCCGAGUGAAGCUGUCUGAUGAAGUCUCCUCUGGAAACGCCUCUCUGCUAAUCUCUGAGCUCACACUGGAGGACACUCUGGAUUACACGUGUAUAGUGGGGAUCAACAGGGAAUGUGUCACUCACAGGGCUGUUAAACUGACAGUUCAAGAACUUCCAAAGCGAGAUUCAACUACUUCAAAAACAAUGACCACAACCCCGACAACUAGACCACCAGCAACCCCGACAACUAGACCACCAGCAACCCAGAAAACCAGACCAUCAGCAACCCCGACAACAAGACCAUCAGCAACCCAGAAAACCAGCCCAUGCUCAACCCAGCAGGGGAAUGCAGCAGCACAGAGGAGAUCAUACUGCAUGAAACCGCUUUGAUAACUGGAGUCUAAUUGGAUUGCAUGUACCUGUAUUUAGUGAGUGUUGUGAGUUAAGCGGAAGUUCAAUUAUUCCUGUGUGUUGCUGCUGCUGGUUCCCUAUGCCAGUAUAGUCCAUUCUGAAAGAGUAUUGCUGUUACUGUAACCCGCUGCAUCCUGCCUGUGCCUGCAUCUCUUCAUUUCUAUAUCAUUUUAAUAAGAGCGUUUUAGCAUUUUGAUAUAUUUCAGGUUCUAUUCAUCCCUGAUUGCUGUUGCUUUAUUUGUUAAUAAAGUAGUUGGUGCUGUUUACUAUAGAUCAUUGUUACAUACAGUUCUAAAUUCUUUUUAGGAAUAUUAUCUAUAAAAUACAUUAGAGAAAAAGCUUCUACUUGGUCUUGCAAAUUAAAAACAAUGAAUUACUAAAUGUUAAUUGCACAUUGAAAUGUGUUAUUGCUUUUCCUUUUUUGCUUAUGAAUAAUAAAAUAUUUAGCUGUG
Molecule: messenger RNA, 1277 nt
Organism: Acipenser ruthenus (sterlet)
Lineage: Eukaryota; Metazoa; Chordata; Actinopteri; Acipenseriformes; Acipenseridae
Product: salivary glue protein Sgs-3-like
Exons: 3
Coding region: 172-804 (210 amino acids)
Biological process (GO): cell surface receptor signaling pathway; immune response; negative regulation of T cell proliferation
Cellular component (GO): external side of plasma membrane
Source: RefSeq, a predicted model, not a curated record